AUGCCGGGCGCAGUAGGCGGAGGCCAUUCCCACCGGGCCACGACCAAGGUGUCGCACAAGGCAUUCAAGUCAAGAAAGUCGACCAAAGGCCAAAUGCGCGAUGCUGCAAAAGGGCGGACCGCAGGCGAAAAAGGAUUGCGCAAGACACCACACCAGCAAGUCAUGUCGAAACUUGACCGACGGAAUCGGGCCAAGCAGCUCCAGCAGGAGAAGGCCCGCGAACAUCAAAAGGAGGCCUCUGUUUUCGCCGGAAAAGAUGGCGCCCCUCGACAAGUUGCCGUCAUUCCCCUGUGCGCCGACACCGAUGCCGCCGCGGCGAUUCGCAGCAUGAACCGUGGCGCUGAUAUAGAGGCCGAGAUACACGGCACCUGCUUCCGCGUCCCGGUGGACAGAUUCAAGCAGAAGCUACAGUACAUCCCGCUGAAAAGAGACCUCACGGCAUGCUUGGACGCCGCCCGAGUCGCCGACUUCGUCGUUAUUGUUCUUUCGGCCGAAGUGGAGGUGGAUGAAUUGGGAGAAUUGAUCUUGCGGAGUGUCGAGAGCCAGGGCAUGUCGACUUUGUUCACUGUUGUCCAGGGGCUACACAAUAUCGGACCCGCCAAGCAGAGACUCUCCGUUGUUUCCUCGCUCAAAUCGUUCAUCACACACUUUCACCCGGAGCAAGAAAAGAUCUAUAGUCUCGACAACGUCCAAGAAUGCGCCAAUCUUAUGCGGUCAUUAUGCAGCACCACACCCAAGGGAAUUCGGUGGAGGGAGGAGCGCAGCUGGAUGCUUGUUGAGGACAUUGAGUGGGCAAGGUCGGGAAUGGCGCCCACUGUUCUGACCGGCGUAGUCAGGGGCAAGGGCUUGAAUGCUGACCGGCUGGUACAAGUUGGUGAAUGGGGUACAUUCCAGAUUGAGAAGAUUACAGCGGCGCCACUUGUGACACGGAAAAAGAAGGGCGAUGAUGCCAUGGUGGAGGAAGAUAUGGCAGAGGAGAUACUUGGAGAGCCCACCGAAGACCAAGACGGUCUCGACGAUCUAGCGCCGGAGGAGGCUACUAUGGAUGAUGACGAUGAUAUGGAUGCAGCGACGACUAUGACGACAUCCAAAAAGGGGGUGCUUUUGGAUGAUCACCAUUAUUUCUCUGAUGACGACCAAGUUCAGGAGCUACAAAUGCCGAAGAGAGUCCCCAAGGGCACGUCGAAGUACCAGGCUGCGUGGUUUUUGGACAACGACGAUGACGUUUCCGAUUCUGGCUCCGACUUGGAAGACCAUGACAUGCAAGAUGUCGAGGAAGGAGAGGACGAAGCACAACCAGAAGACGGGAUGGAAGGCCUUGCAGGGGAUGCCAUGACAGAAGCUGGGCCGUCAGAGUACCCCCAGUCGGUAGCCUUCAUCGAGCCCGACGAGGACGAGGAUGCCAGGGCACUCGAGGCCUACCGCAAGAGCAAGAGGACAGAAGCCGAGGACGACCUAGAAUUUCCCGAUGAAAUCGAACUUCAUCCCGGCGUGCUUGCCCGGGAGCGGCUCGCCAAGUAUAGAGGUCUCAAGAGUUUGAGGUCAAGCCCCUGGCUGGAGGACGAGGACCGUGCGUAUGAGCCGGAGGAAUGGCAGCGUCUGCUACGGAUCCCCGAUUAUCAAGGUUCUCGUGUCCGGGCUGCUCGCGAGGCCUUGGUUGGCGGUGUGGCUCCUGGCACUCGUGUCCACGUCUACAUCAAGGGAGUGCCAGUGGCAACCCAGAAAACCUACGACCCGAGCCGGCCAGUUACCCUCAUCUCACUCCUUCGACACGAGCAGAAGCGGACGGCCGUCAACGUCCUGAUCAAUCUCAGCUCCGACUGCCCGAAGUCGCUGAAGGCGAAGGAGGAGCUGAUCGUGCAAUACGGUCCGCGGCGGUUUGUUAUCAAUCCCUUGUUCUCGCAAGGAGGCAGCACACCCAACGACGUCCACAAGUACUGCCGGUACCUGCACCCCGGCCAGUCCGCCGUGGCGACAUUCAUGGGCCCCGUCGCAUGGGGCUCCAUGCCGGUCCUCUUCUUCAAGCGGACCGCGGCCACCGCCGAGGACGACGAGGACGGCGAGGACGACGAGCACCCCACGCUGCCACUGACGCUGAUUGCCACGGGCACCACGCUCCCGCCGUCGACAUCGCGCGUGAUUGCGAAGCGGGCCAUCCUCACGGGCCACCCGUACCACAUCCACAAGAAGAUCGUCACCAUCCGGUACAUGUUCUUCAACCGGGAGGACGUCGAGUGGUUCAAGGCGCUGCCGCUGUGGACUCGGAGGGGGCGUGGCGGUUUCUUCAAGGAGGCGCUGGGUACGCACGGGUACUUCAAGGCGACCUUCGACGGGCGGAUCAACCCGCAAGACUCGAUCGGUGUAAGUCUGUACAAGCGGGUGUGGCCUCGCAACGCCCGGCCACUGGACGGGCUGCUGCUGGACCCGGCGCUGGUGCAGGAGGCCCAGGGGGAUGCGAUGGAUGCGGAGUAA
Messenger RNA from Chaetomium globosum CBS 148.51, 2472 nucleotides. RefSeq lists its product as uncharacterized. The coding region runs from base 1 to 2472 and encodes 823 amino acids. Gene Ontology annotation, biological process: maturation of SSU-rRNA from tricistronic rRNA transcript (SSU-rRNA, 5.8S rRNA, LSU-rRNA); endonucleolytic cleavage of tricistronic rRNA transcript (SSU-rRNA, 5.8S rRNA, LSU-rRNA); ribosome biogenesis. Gene Ontology annotation, cellular component: preribosome, small subunit precursor; nucleus. The record is from RefSeq and is a predicted model, not a curated record. The transcript is spliced from 2 exons. Lineage: Eukaryota; Fungi; Ascomycota; Sordariomycetes; Sordariales; Chaetomiaceae. Gene Ontology annotation, molecular function: U3 snoRNA binding; GTPase activity; GTP binding.